UGUGGACACCCUUCCCCAAACAGAAGGGCUGUGAUUGGGCCUGGCUCUUACACUGCCCUGUUGGGCUAGACACAGCCUGGUCCUUAUGGGGCAUGUUCUGUCCUCUUUCUGUGAACAUACUAGCUUUGUCUUAGUUCAUGGGCCCGCAUGUGCUGAUUGUGAUCCCUGCUUUUAGGCUUCAUUCUUAUGAGCCAGCAUUGUAUUGAAAUGCACGGAAAUUCUAUUCUUGAGGAUGUCUACUUUUCCUUGUCGGGUCAUUUAAACGACACAGAGAUGGUGAGUUAAUUGAGGCUAGUGUGCUCCUUGUGACAAAAAGGAUGUAUUUGUAGAGAGGGGAUGGAAUAGCAAAUUUGGGCAGCAGCACCACAGCAUGGUCUUCUAGAUAUGAUUGUGCAGCUCCAAGAUACAGCCUCAGGGAAAAGAAUGAUGAACAACAACAGCUUUCCCUGAGAGCAUCAUGCUUAUAAAACUGGGGAACAAUGUUGCCCUUAGUAGCCAACCUAAGGGCUCAGAGAUUUCUUGUGAGUAUUGAAAGGUCAAAUACUGUCUUUCAAACAGAGGGAUGGUACUUUUCACCAUAGCAUGGUGCUUAACUUUGGUCAAAGGAGUCAUAGAGGCACACCUGAUUUGCUGUAAAGGAACUAGUCACAACCAGCCUCAUUUUUCAUAUGGAGGGCUAGCUCAGAGACUACCAUGGUCAUAGGCCAGAGAGUGAGAGUGACUCUCUGGCCUGGUCACUAGGGAACUCAUUAGAAAGUAGGAGGCCCAAGUUUAAAACCCUGUGCCACAGGCACCAACUUCUAGUUUUCCCUUGGGGUUCUCUGCCCUGAGGCCUCUGCCCCUCUGCCACUGCUCUUUGCCCUCCUCCAAACAUCUCCCUGAUCUGUUUGGCAGCAGCUGCCAAUUAGCUGUUUGGUGGCAUGGCCAAACAGCUGUUUGGUGGGACGACCACCCACAAUUUUUUUUUCCAGAGUCAACAUUUAUGCCCUGUGCCAGUGACUAAUCAUUUAUGUGCAAUGGAACAGCUUCAGCAGAAGAGCUUGAGAGUGCUCCACCCCUAAAUACCUCAUAACCCAGUGGCUAGGAUAUUGUCCUGUAGAAUUUGCAGUCUUACUGUAAUUCUCUUUUUUGAUAUUGAAUGUGGCCAUAAAGAAUGGGGUGAAAUGAUGCUAUGAGAAAACCCUGCUAAACAAAACAUCUAGGGGGUCAUUCUGCACUGAAGGCUCAUGACUUUCCAUGUGAGAUUUAUGCUACAGUCUUUUUCAUCCCCUCACAUACAAGAGAGACAGCAUCAUGUGGGAGUCUCUCUCCCCACCAGAACCCAGCAGCUGAUCUUUUAUGUUUGAAGUGCACCAUUUGCCGGGCUGGAAUUUAUCCUUGUGGAGCCGUACAAUCUCACUUUGGAUUGUAUGGCCCGUAUUUAAACAUUGUGUUUUUUAUCAGUAGCCAAAGGAGCAAGAAAAACAGUGUAUGGAUUAAAGUCAAGUGUGCUCUAUUUGAGAAAUGUUUCUGUUAGAACUAGAAGCUAUAAAACUGUUAGCAUUAAAAACUAAAAUGACUUUGUGUAAAUAACAAAUUUUAUACUGUUCUGUAUUGACGCUUUCUCUCAGUGACUCCUGGAUCAAAUGUGUUCCUUUUGCAAAUCAAAAGGUGAUUUUUCUAAUAGCCAUUACUCCAGACCCUGAGGAUCUGAAAACCAAGCUUUUAUCUGCCUCUUAUAUCAUCUCUUGGUAUAAAAAUCUUGCCAUCAACAUAUAGCUGAUCAUUUAGCAGAUAAUCUGUAAAGCAAGAUAAAAACUAGAUUCCCUAGCUCCAUAGGCUCUAUACAGCUAAAAGGAGCACUCACACUUUAAAGAACCAGUUCUGUUUAGUGCCAUUUACUCUGUUACCUUCUGCUCCAAAAUGCUCUUACUGAAUAUGCUUAUCUCCUUACAAACCUGAACAGUUUCCUGAGAGACAAGGUCUUCACAUCUCAUUCUCUCUGCUGGAAUCAAAUGCUAACAGUGGUGACUAUGUGUAUACAAAGUUGACAAAUAAUAGAAGGCAGCUCUACCCUGCCCUUGAGUGCAGGGGAGCUGGACAUGAAAACAGCUUUUGUUGAACCUUUGUAAAGAUUUGAUCUGCCAGCUCGGCCAUUGAAUCGCUGCUUGCACAUGCUACUGGGCCACCUUUAAACAAGACCUUGUUAGAUGAUCAGAUUUUAUUUUAAUCACUCGAACACCCAAUUUUCAUUCUCAAAACCUGUCAGGCGCACGCUGCUGAGCUAUUAAUGGGUUGAGAGCCCCUGGUAAGGUAAAACGUUAAUGAUGAUUCAGGUCAGACUGGGGGAGCAGGGUUGUAAAGAGGCCUGUCCGUGUCAUGAGCUUAUAGUUCUAUUGCCUCAAGUGACAUUGUGCAACCAGGAAGAAGAAGCAGCUUUGGAAAUUAACAAAGUAAAAAGGACCUUUCUGAGGAAGAAAACUUAUCAACAGAAAGAUGGUAACAGUGUGACCUGGAGUGAUAAAGCCCUAGUGAGAUUGGAGACUUGGAGAAGAAAAGAAAAUGAAAGGACUGAGCAUGCAAAGAAGAAGAGAGCAAUACUGGAGCUCCAGAAACUGCAGCAUCUCCACUUUCCAACAAGCCACUGGUUCUGUACUCGACCAGCCACUUCCCAGCAAUAUCAGAAUUUGCAGAUUUCUGAAAACCUCUUUGAAACAGAGUUUGCUGCUUGGAUGCAGCCUCACAAGAAGUUCCAUGUCCUUUCCCAUCCACGCGCUGUAAUGCAGGAGGGCCCCAUCAACUUUUCCAGGGAGUUUCCUUACAGACUAGCCUGGGGACCUGUGACCAACCAUGACUUGGAGGCAAAACUGUGUUACCCAAGGACGAUGCUGGACUUGUUUAAAGAAGGCAAAGCAAGCAGCCUCCUUGUAGAGAGAAAUCUGCAACCAACAAAAUCAAUCCCUAGCAAAGGGAGGUACAUCUUGGUGAAUGCUGAGACUCCUUCAAUAUCCUCAACCCCGCCUGUAAGCAGCCCACUGGAAGACAGGUUACUGAGUGUCCGAUUCCCCAAACAAAAAGAGAGGAUGCGUCAAACUCUGCCCCACAGGGUGCACAAGCAGUCUCAGCCUCCUGCAGCAAUGCGACACCCUCUCGCCUUAUGAAGGCAUUUCCAGGAGUGGCUAACACCAUAACAAGACAACUUGUUUAGUCCUGCAGAUCACAUUUUGUAAUGUGAUAUUUUUUCAAGCUAUGUUGUUAUCUGUUUACUCUCUGUAAUCUUGUAUUAAUUCUCCAUAGCUGAUACUCAUUAGCGCCAAAGUGAAUAUUCAAUGAGCAAUAAUAGCCAAAGGGUAUACCAUUUCCUAGGUAGGCCGAGAACCAGGGAGUAGGGUCGUGGAAAACUUUUAUGCCAAAAUCCAACUUUUCUGGUUUCAUUACCAGAGCUACGCUCUCACUAGUGUGCACUGACCUCAAGACCAUUUCAUGUGAACCUGGGACUGGAUUGGGCCUCUCAACAAACUUCAUACCACUCUCCCUUAACCUAUAGCCAUCUUUAUGAAGGAGUGGGCCUUUACUCCCCCAACAAAUGUCUUUGAGGAGGAGCUAGAUGGUCCUCUCUUCCCACCAGCUGUCAUCCAAGGAGCUGGCAAGCAGGCUUGCUGUGCUUCCCAAUACCAAAAAGGCUUCUGAAGGAUGCCAGGUAGCCCUACACUACCCACCUUCUGAGACCUGAGGUGACUCAAUUGGCCCAUAACUACUUGACAGGGUUUGCCUCUGUCUAAAAAUCUUGGGAAGGGGAGAGUGGCCCAGAACUAACCAUUUGGAGAC
Molecule: messenger RNA, 3807 nt
Organism: Chelonoidis abingdonii (Abingdon island giant tortoise)
Lineage: Eukaryota; Metazoa; Chordata; Testudines; Testudinidae
Source: RefSeq, a predicted model, not a curated record